Pseudoliparis swirei is the source of this 5882-nucleotide messenger RNA. RefSeq names its product transient receptor potential cation channel, subfamily M, member 3 (gene trpm3). The transcript is spliced from 26 exons. The coding region runs from base 1 to 5439 and encodes 1812 amino acids. Lineage: Eukaryota; Metazoa; Chordata; Actinopteri; Perciformes; Liparidae. Gene Ontology annotation, molecular function: monoatomic cation channel activity. Gene Ontology annotation, biological process: protein tetramerization; monoatomic cation transmembrane transport. Gene Ontology annotation, cellular component: membrane. The record is from RefSeq and is a predicted model, not a curated record.
AUGGCUUCCAAGAAGAAGUGGAGUGAGCGAAGGGAGCUGCGCAGGGAUCGUCCGUUUUCCACCCGGGAUGAUUCGUCUGUGGCGUCCGGGACAUCGGGGCCGGGGCGCCCCGCCACCAGGGGGCGCUUCUCUGAGUCGUGGAAGAGGCUCAGCUCCAGAGGAGGCUCCACCAAGAGGGGGGUGCUCAGCUCUCAGCAGCCACCGGCGCAGAAGUCAUGGAUAGAACGAGUAUUCAGCAAGAGAGAAUGUGUGCAUAUCAUAGUGAGCGCCAAAGACCCCCAUAGGUGCUGUUGCGGCCGUCUGAUUGGUCAGCAUGUGGGCUUGCCUCCAGGUAUAUCAACGAGUCAGAAUGAUAAGGAGGACCGGUUGGCCAAGAACGACAGCCUGUUGGAGAAGUGGUCGAUCUGCAAGCACACACAGCUCAGCCCCACCGAUGCUUUCGGCACCAUCGAGUUCCAGGGAGGAGGACACUCCAACAAAGCCAUGUACGUGCGAGUGUCUUUCGACACGAAGCCCGACCUGCUGCUGCACCUGAUGACCAAGGAGUGGCAGCUGGAUCUGCCCAAGCUUCUCAUCUCGGUCCACGGGGGCCUGCAGAACUUUGAAUUACAGCCCAAACUCAAACAGGUCUUUGGCAAAGGGCUCAUUAAGGCUGCCAUGACAACGGGAGCCUGGAUCUUCACCGGCGGAGUCAACACAGGAGUGAUUCGCCACGUUGGUGAUGCGUUGAAAGACCACGCCUCCAAGUCAAGGGGGAAGAUCUGCACCAUCGGCAUUGCUCCAUGGGGCAUUGUGGAAAACCAGGAGGAUCUCGUUGGCAAAGAUGUGGUGCGUCCCUACCAGACCAUGUCCAACCCCAUGAGCAAGCUGACGGUUCUAAACAGUCUCCACUCCCACUUCAUCCUGGCGGACAAUGGCACCACGGGGAAGUACGGCCCUGAGGUCAAGCUACGCCGUCAGCUGGAGAAACACAUCUCCCUGCAAAAGAUCAACACACGUAUCGGCCAGGGUGUGCCGGUGGUGGCUCUGAUCGUAGAGGGAGGCCCUAAUGUGAUCUCCAUUGUGCUGGAGUACCUCAGGGACACGCCUCCCGUCCCGGUGGUGGUGUGUGACGGCAGCGGCAGGGCCUCGGACAUCUUGGCCUUUGGACACAAAUACUCUGAGGAGGGAGGCAUAAUUAACGAGUCUCUAAGAGACCAGUUGCUGUUGACCAUCCAGAAGACUUUCACCUACAGCCGCACACAGGCCCAACAUCUGUUCAUUAUUCUCAUGGAAUGCAUGAAGAAGAAGGAGCUGAUUACAGUUUUCCGGAUGGGGUCGGAUGGUCAUCAGGACAUUGACCUUGCCAUCCUCACAGCAUUACUAAAAGGUGCCAACGCUUCAGCUCCUGACCAGCUGAGUUUGGCUCUGGCUUGGAACAGAGUGGACAUCGCCCACAGUCAAAUCUUCAUCUACGGACAGCAGUGGCCUGUCGGCUCCCUGGAGCAGGCCAUGCUGGACGCCUUGGUUCUGGACAGAGUGGACUUCGUCAAGCUGCUGAUUGAAAACGGAGUCAGCAUGCACCGCUUCCUCACCCUCUUCAGACUGGAGGAGCUCUACAACACGAGACAUGGACCGUCCAACACGCUGUACCACCUCGUCAGAGAUGUCAAAAAGGGAAAUCUGCCCCCGGACUACCGCAUCAGCCUCAUCGACAUUGGACUGGUCAUAGAAUACCUCAUGGGCGGGGCUUACCGGUGUAACUACACCAGGAAGAGAUUCAGAACGCUGUACCACAACCUCUUUGGACCAAAGAGGCCCAAAGCCCUGAAACUGCUGGGGAUGGAGGAUGACAUGCCCAUCCGCAGAGGCCGCCAGAAGACCAAACGCAAACGAGAGGAGGAAGUAGACAUCGAUUUGGACGACCCUGAAAUCAACCACUUCCCUUUCCCCUUCCACGAGCUUAUGGUGUGGGCCGUGCUCAUGAAGCGUCAGAAGAUGGCGCUGUUCUUUUGGCAGCACGGCGAAGAGGCCAUGGCCAAGGCCUUGGUCGCGUGCAAGCUCUGCAAGGCCAUGGCGCACGAAGCCUCCGAGAACGACAUGGUGGACGACAUCUCGCAGGAACUCAACCACAACUCCAGAGAGUUUGCCCAGCUGGCACUGGAACUCCUCGACCAGUCCUAUAAACAGGACGAGCAGAUGGCGAUGAAGCUGCUGACGUACGAGCUGAAGAACUGGAGCAACGCCACCUGCCUGCAGCUGGCGGUAGCGGCCAAACACCGAGACUUCAUCGCUCACACCUGCAGUCAGAUGCUUCUGACCGACAUGUGGAUGGGACGCCUGCGCAUGCGCAAGAACUCAGGACUGAAGGUGAUCUUAGGGCUGAUUCUGCCGCCAUUCAUCCUGAGUCUGGAGUUCAAGAACAAAGAUGAGAUGUCCUACAUGCCCCAAGAUCAGGAGACCUACCUGCAGGAGAAAGAGGAGGAGGAGCCUGAGAAACCAGUCAAGGAGAAGGAGGAGGAAGACAUGGAGUUCACAGUAAGAUCUUACUGUGAGGCGCAGUACAACUCCGUGGCCAUGCUGGGUAAGGUCACCACGGAGACAUCCAGGAAGAAGGAUGUUGAGGAGGUUCAGAAACGCCACCACCUCAUCCCCUUGGGACGCAAGAUCUACGAGUUCUACAACGCUCCGAUUGUCAAGUUCUGGUUCCACACGUUGGCCUACGUGGGAUACCUGAUGCUGUUCAACUACAUUGUCCUGGUAAAGAUGGACCUGUGGCCCUGUCCUCAAGAGUGGAUCGUCAUUGCUUACAUCUUCACCAACGGCAUUGAGAAAAUGAGAGAGAUCCUGAUGUCAGAGCCAGGGAAGUUGUUACAGAAAGUGAAGGUGUGGCUUCAGGAGUACUGGAACAUCACAGACCUCAUGGCCAUUCUCAUAUUCUCUGUCGGCAUGGUUCUGCGUCUCCAGGAGCCGCCGCUUAUGAGCUAUGGCCGGGUCAUCUAUUGCGUCAACAUUAUCUAUUGGUACAUCCGGCUGCUGGACAUCUUCGGGGUCAACAAGUACCUGGGUCCCUAUGUGAUGAUGAUUGGCAAGAUGAUGAUCGACAUGAUGUAUUUUGUGAUCAUCAUGUUGGUGGUGCUGAUGAGUUUUGGGGUGGCGCGUCAGGCCAUCCUCAACCCUAAUGAAGACGCGUCCUGGAUGCUAGCUAGGAACAUCUUCUUCAUGCCUUACUGGAUGAUCUACGGAGAGGUGUUUGCCGACCAGAUUGACCAUAUGCAUAGUAGGAAGUUAAAGCACAGGCUGAAUGAAAAACUCUUGCUGGCCGACAAUUACUUACGAACUUACGGAACCUGGCGUACUAGUGGUCCAUCCCACAAUGCCCAGUGCAGUCAAAACCCCACCCCCUGUGGGCAGAACAUCACCAUGGACAAUGGGGCGGUGGUGGCCCUGCCUCCCUGUAAGACCGGGGCCUGGAUCGUCCCGGCCAUCAUGGCCUGCUACCUGCUGGUGGCCAACAUACUGCUCGUCAACCUCCUCAUCGCUGUGUUCAACAAUACAUUCUUCGAGGUGAAGUCCAUCUCCAACCAGGUUUGGAAAUUCCAGCGCUACCAGCUCAUUAUGGCCUUCCAUGAGCGCCCCGUGCUUCCUCCACCCCUCAUCAUCAUCAGUCACAUCACUAUGGCCCUUAAGCAUCUGUGUUGUCGCUGGCGCAAGCAUGACGACGACGAGAGGGACUACGGCCUGAAACUUUUCAUCACAGAGGAUGAGCUGAAGAAAGUCCAUGACUUUGAGGAGCAGUGCAUAGAAGAGUACUUCAGAGAGAAAGACGACCGGUUCCACUCCUCCAACGAUGAGAGGAUCAGAGUCACUUCUGAAAGGGUGGAGAACAUGGCAAUGCGUCUGGAGGAAGUCAACGAGAGGGAACACUUCAUGAAGGCCUCGCUGCAGACCGUCGACAUCCGCCUGGCCCAAAUGGAGGAGCUGAUUGGACGCAUCGCCGUAGCGCUGGAGCGCGUGACGGGCGUGGAGCGUGGGGAGGUCAACAAAGUGCGUUCUCGGACUUCGUCGGACUGCACGGACUCUGCGUAUAUCCUCCGCCAGGCGGAGUGCCCAGAAGCAGCGUACAUCCUCCGUCAAAGCAGCUUCAACAGCACAGAAGGGAACGCCUACCGUCUGCAGGAGGCGCUGGAGGGAGCGGCCGAGGGCUCCAUGUCCCCUCCUUCCCCGCCCGGAGCGACCGCACGAACACGGAGCCACUCGUUUUACGUCGGUCGCGGUGGCGACCGUGCCGAGAGCUUCUUCAAAGAGCGCUCUCUCAGUCUCCAUCGAGCCAACAGCUCACAGUCCGUGUCCUCGGGUGCCGCCCCCAAGGAGUCUAAGCCCCUCCCCCUGGCGACGCUGUCGGUCUCCCAGCAACACCGUCCGUCAUCGUGCAUCGAUAUCUACGUCUCGACUUCUGAGGAGGUACGGCCCGCGGAGGUCUUCCUGAAUCCUCUCCGCAUGGUCCCGCCGCUCCACAGGGACUGCUCGCUGCAGUCGGACGCCACGGAGACGGUGCUGCCGGGAGGCCGGGACUUCGGCAGCACCGCCGCCAGCGGUGUGGGCGAUAGGCACUCGGAGGGCGGAACCGCCGGAGCCGUGUUCGACGACAGCGCGGCGGCCGAUCUGUCUUUGUGCUCGGCCCAUCUCUUACCCGACGCCUCUUUACCUCCCUGGGACAUGGAUCCAUCCCCGCCUUCCUCAGCGGGGCUGCUCGAGCGCUCCAAGAGCAGCCGCUACCUCUCCACGGCGGGCGCGGCGUUCCUGGACAAGCCCCCUCUGGUGAAGUCGCACAGCCUCAUGUUCACGCCGAGAGGCUCGUACAGCGGACUGGGGGCCGGAGUCCAGGUGAAAGCUGCCGAGUACACCAGCAUCACCGACUGCAUCAACACCCGCUGCGUCUCCGCUCCGUACACUCCUGCCGAACGCUCGCACUCCCCCGGGGGAUCCACCUCCUUCCCUUUUGAUAAGCCGUCAGACAUCGCUUCCACUCAUCCGGAGAGAGAGGCGGAGCUCAGCCACACGGAGUCUGAUCCGGAUGACUCCGAUGACCUGAUUCCAGCCCCUGAUACUCCUCGCCUGGGGGGCCUCGGCGGGCCCAGUGGGGCCUCUCUCUGCUCGCCCUACUCCAGGCUGGAGCGAGCAAACAGCUGCUCCUCAGACGACUCCCAUCCUUCCCUCACGCUGGCCCCUCCGCACCGGAAGAGCCUGUCGGUGAGUGAGAGGAUGGAGCGGGGACAGGGUCUGGGGGCAGACAGGGGGCCCGGGCCCGGGGGCCAGGGUCUGGCAGGAACCAGAAACCCCUUCCUCAGGAGCAAGUCCGGCACACGGCCUGACACCGCGAAGACGGACAGCCUCUCCAUGAGGAAGCUGGCCACUCCGUCAGCGUUCCGCAGCUUCGAUAGACAAAACUACACGUGACAAGAACACUGGGAGGCACCCGCCGAUAAGACCAGGGAGGACAGCUGACAGGGCCAAAGUGAAAGCAGGGUGAAGUUGCCCAGAGAUGCUGAUCUGGACCAGGUCUACUGGUUUUUUUCACUUACGUUUUAGGUUAGAAAAGGUGGUAAAAGAUUGAUCAUAGUCAGUGCUGGAGGGCAACUUUACCCUGGAUGAGGUGUCGGGAGACGGCCUGCUACCCACCAGUCCAAACAAAGAGCUAUGAAUCCAGAGUAGUUUUGACCUCCUCUUGUAGCGAUGUAACUCUCAAUGGGGUGUUAUUCAAGAUUCAAGAUUCAAGAUUCAAGAUGUUUUAUUUGUCACAUACACACACAGGGUGUGCAGUGAAAUGAAAGUGGCAAUGCUCAGCAGGAAUGUGCAAGUGCAACAAGUACACACUAUUUACAAUAAAAAACAACACAAUA